Paramecium pentaurelia is the source of this 924-nucleotide messenger RNA. The record is from the annotation of a GenBank genome assembly. Lineage: Eukaryota; Ciliophora; Oligohymenophorea; Peniculida; Parameciidae.
AAUGUCUGAAGAACAUUAAGAAUUUGAAGGUUAAGAAGGUUAAGAAGGUUAAGUAGGAUAAGAAGGAUAAGAAGAAAUGCAUGAGGGAUAAACUGAAUAAUAAUAACAAUAAUAACAAUAAUAAACUCAAACUUAACAAAAAUAAAAGCCUGUAGUCCCUAAAAGUGAUCCUCCUCCAGAGGGAGCAAUCAUUUUUGAUUUUGAGGUUUGUAUGGAUUGUGCUUCUCAUGCUUGGUGUACUCAUCAUGAUGAAAAUAAAUACACAUAAUUGUAUUUGGAUUGCAUGACAGGUAUACAAUAUAUAAAUAAAUCUAGAAAUUAAUGCAUAAAUUCCAAAUUCCUAUUGCACAUAUAAUGCUAAGAAAAAACCCUCAACUGGAGCUUUUGAAAUAUCUCAUAAAGGUAAACAGUUAUAUAAAUGAAUAGGCCAUAUUAUUUUUUCAAAGAAAAACUCUUAGCUCUUUCCAUAACCUAAAUUGUUACCUGAAAGAAUUAGAUAAUUCUUAGAUGAUUUGGAAAAUAAAAGAGAUGUUGCUAAAUGGGCUACAAAAAAAGAGAAAAAAUAAGAGUAACCAAGACAAAUCAAGGAAAGACCUACCUUUUAAACAUACAUGAAACAAAGAGAAGAAUAAGAGAGAUUAGCAAGAGAAUAAAAACAAAAAUAGGAGGAAGAAGCUAGAAUGAAAUAAGAAUAAGAAGAAAGAGAUAGAUAAGAAAGAGAAAGAUAAGAAGAGGAAUAAAGGAAAAUUGAAGAAGAGAAAAGAAAACAAGAAGAAUAAAGAUAAGCUGAAGAAAAGGCAGCUGCAGAGGAAAAGGCUAGAUAAGAAUAAGAAUAAAAAGAUCUUGAAUAAUAAUAAGAAGAAGCUAAUAAAUAAAACCAAGAGUAAGAAUAAUAAUAAGAUGGAGAAAAAUAACCAGAAUGAU